ACUUUUUCAAGCAGAGUGCGAAGAAGGGCGGGGUGCUGCAUGAAGUCUGUACCCUCCCCUUUUACUCCCUCCUCCCCCUUAUUCCCCUGAUACAAAAAUGAACCUGCUCACGAGGCUGGUGGUUUAAAGCAGAGCUGCACAGCAUACAGAACACACUCACACACAGUAGAGAAAGUCUCAUGACAUUACAUUAGAGGUGUGUGGAUGCACUCCACACAAACACAUAAACACACACUCAUAUAAACAUACACAUGUGUGGACUGGACUGCUCCACUACUGGACCUCUCACUCAGCAGUACCCUCCAAAAAGGUUUGUUUGAUAUGUCUACCUCCUCAAAUGAUAACUUGGUUUUGUAGGGUAUCAUUUUGCAUCUCCUAUCUUUUUGAACAGAGCCACGGAGCCUAGAAAUAACAGCUCUUGUCCUCUGUGGAGUUUAAUUGGGCUUAAAUGGCUUGGCUGCUUAGGAAUCUAUCUUCUAGCACAUUCCUUUAAAACCCUUCUAACUGUGCUGGGAAACGGUUAUAGAACACCUAAAACUCCCCCUUUUAAGACCUCUAUGUGGACUAAACAACAGAGAAAGAGGGAGACCUAUCUAUCCCUCCCUUCAUCACCUCCUUUCAGCAGUCCAGGCAGGAGAAACCUUGGGAGAGAAGGAGAAGAGGAGGAAAGAACAGUAGAGCUGGCGCCACCGUCUAUUAAACCUAUCCACCACUUAAUUUCCUGUAAUCUGGGGGUUACUGUUGCUAGUGGGGACAUGGACACUUCUACACCUGUGUUGGCUGCCGGGGACAAAGUGUGUGACAAGACGGUGUGCGAGGCACUGGGCCACCUCGAAGCUACACUGGCGGCGGCGGUGCGCGAGUUGCAUGUGGACGUGAGCGCCUUCAAGCAGGGUGUGGAGCGGCGGGUGGACGAGGCGUGCCAGGCACAGGGACCCCUGGCCGAGGCUCUUCAGCGGCUAACGCAGGAGAACCUGCAGCUCCGGAGCCAGCUGGAGGUGCUGGUCUGCCUGAUGGAGGGUCUGACGGGAAGAGUGGUGGACAGAAGCGCCCUCGAGGAGAGGGCCAGUAGGGGAUGGAUCCCCAUGACUUCGUCACAGGGGACGGUGAACAUAAGCCAGGGGAGCCCCUCCACCAUGGUCCUCUCUGGACUGUCGGAGUCUGGUUCUUCUGGUCUUGGUUAUGAUGCCUCUAGUUCUACAUCAGCGUUUCUCUCCAGCAGAGAGCCAAUGGGGGAUACCAGCAUGCCUAAUGGACAUAAGGUUGUUGACAAAAUGGAAGAGAAAAAUGUUGCUGCUGUGUGGGAGAAUGGACAUGAAAAUGAACUGAAGUCUGCUGGUCAUUCAUUAGCAGAUGUCACCUCGCCCAAAGCAAGAUCGGAUUAUUUGUAUGAAUCUGAGGGCUCGUCAUUCGGCAAUCCUCAUCUUCCCUGCACUGCCAUGACCAAAAGGGACUCCCCGACUAGCCCCAAACCGCCAGCACAAUCUUCUGCUUUGGCCCAAAAGUGUCCUGCUUCAACACCAAAGUCUCCUACCUAUCCAAUGGCAGACGUCACCACUCCCAAAACAGCACUUGAUGCUUUGUUUAGUCCCUCAGAGAGUUUGCCUGGACAACAUCAGGAAGUGAGGUCACCAGUCAGCUGUCAUGCAGCUCAGCAAGAGCACCCCACCCCUGUAUCUCUGGCCCCGCCCUAUGCCCCUGUCAGUGUCAUGAGCAAAACUGGCCCCGAGGUACCAACUGCACCAGCCCCAACUCAGUCUCCUGCCGCCCCAACCAGGUCUUCCGCAGCCCCAAGUCAGUCUUCUGCCGCCCAAUCUCAGUCUCCUGCAGCCCCUCCAUCUCCUGCCCCUGCACCUAAAACACCUAGUCAAUCAGUAUUUGAGGAGACCAAACCCAAAGCAUCAGGAGAAUUCCCUUUCAAACGUAGUGAACGUGUAGUACAUGCAGUUGAGGCAGCGAGCGCGAGUCUUACCCGUAGCAUGAGCUUCACAGCAACCACAGAAAAACUCCUACCCCCCAGAAAAGUGCCUCCCCCUGGCACAGACAGGAGCAUGGACAAGUUCGGCGGUCUGGAAAGUUUUGGCAGUCCGAACAAGUUUGGCAUUCUGGACAGGCUUGGUGGUCUGGACAAGUUUGGGGGUGGUGGGGAGCGGAAGCUGCAGAGGUCACAAACACUGCCUCGCAACAUCGGGAUGCAGGGCAAACGGUCUCUGUUUGAGAGUUUGGCCUACGAGAGUGACAGGUCCAAGGCUGCAGGCUCCAAGCCCAAACUGCAGCGCUCUCAGAGUUUCAACAGCGCUAGCAACAUCAAGGCAAUGCUCCUGGAGUGGUGCCGCUCCAAAACCAUUGGCUACCAGAACAUAGACAUCCACAACUUCUCGUCCAGCUGGUGUGAUGGGAUGGCAUUCGCUGCCCUGGUCCACUCCUUUUUCCCCCUGGUGUUUGACUACAAUACACUGAACCCUGCCAAUCGCAAACACAACUUUGAAGUGGCCUUCACCACAGCAGAGGAGCAAGCCGACUGUGUGCGUCUCAUAGAGGUGGAGGAUAUGAUGGUGAUGGGUAGCAGACCAGACCCUAUGUGUAUUUUCACCUACGUCCAGUCCCUCUACAACCACCUCAAGAAGUUUGAGUGACACUCCCAUGCAGAGAGGAGCACCCCUACAUUGUCUCAUGUCGUCAGCAAACCAAAGCACUACUCCCUACUUUGUUCAAAUCUUGAUAACUGUAUAUGACGAUUGUGCCUGUAGAUUUCUAUUUGAAUUCUUCUGGUCCUGUAAUCAUGUGCUGUGCAUAUGGUUUGGGGGAUUUAUUUUGCCUCAUUUAGAAAAUAGAGGUAGUGAAUUGGGGAAAAUAUUGGUAGUUUUACAAAGAUAUUUGUUGACUCAGAGUCAAAUGCUGGUUAUUUUCUAUUGGUAUAAUACGGAUGCAUAUCAUAAAAGAAAUAGAACAAGAUCUAUAAAAUAGUGUUUAUUAAGCAUGAAGCUAGCAAAACACCUGAAAGACAUACUUUAGUAGACAAUGCAAAUGAAAGGUGUACAUUUAAAGAAAGGUGGCAGGAUCAACGAUGUAACAUAGGUACCAGAGUGACCAGAUCUGAGUUGGUGACUACGACUAUUGUGUUGUGUAGAAAUGAAUUACAUUGAUCUUUCUAAUGUGCAUAUAAGAAGAGGUUCAAAUAUACACUCAACAAAAAUAUAAAACGCGUGCCUCCCGAGUGGCGCAGUGGUCUAAGGCACUGCAUGGUAGUGCUAGCUGUGCCACUAGAGAUUCUGGUUCGAGUCCAGGCUCUGUCGCAGCCGGCCGCAACCGGGAGACCUAUGGGGCGGUGCACAAUUGGCCCAGCGUCGGCCCCCAGGGAUGUUCUUGUCCCAUCGCGCACUAGCGACUCCUGUGGCGUGCCGGGCGCAACGCACGCUGACACGAUCACCAGGUGUUUCCUCCGACACAUUGGUGCAGCUGGCUUCCGGGUUAAGCCGGCGUUGUGUCAAGAAGCAGUGCGGCUUGACUGGGUUGUGUUUUGGAGGACGCACGGCUCUUGACCUUCGCCUCUCCCGAGGCCGUACGGGAGUUGCAGUGAUGGGACAGGACUGUAACUACCAAUUGGAUACCACGAAAUUGGGGAGAAAAAGGGGUAAAAAAAUAAAUAAUUAUCAUAUCAAAAAAUAUAAAACUAUUUCAGAUGUUAUUGAAAUUACAGUUCAUAUAAGGAAAUCAGACAAUUGAAAUAAAUUCAUUAGGCCCUAAUCUAUGGAUUUCACAUGACUGGAAAUACAGAUAUGCAUCUGUUGGUCACAGAUACCUUAAAAAAAAGGGAGGGCGUGCAUCAGAAAACCAGUCAGUAUCUGGUGUGACCACCAUUUGUCUCAUACAGCACAACAUAUCUCCUUCGCAUAGAGUUGAUCAGGCUGUUGAUUGUGGCCUGUGGAAUGUUGUCCCACUCUUCAAUGCCUGUGCGAUGUUGCAUGAUAUUGACGGGAACUGGAACACACUGUCACACACGUCGAUCCAGAGUAUCCCAAACAUGCUCAGUGGGUAACAUGUCUGGUGAGUAUGCAGGCCAUGAAAGAACUGGGACAUUUUCAGCUUCAAGGAAUUGUGUACAGAUGCUUGCGACAUGGGGCAGUGCAUUAUCAUGCUGAAACAUGAGAUGAUGGCA
Messenger RNA from Salmo salar (Atlantic salmon), 4159 nucleotides. RefSeq lists its product as uncharacterized. Lineage: Eukaryota; Metazoa; Chordata; Actinopteri; Salmoniformes; Salmonidae. The record is from RefSeq and is a predicted model, not a curated record. Gene Ontology annotation, molecular function: protein binding.